This is a messenger RNA of Aspergillus piperis CBS 112811, 702 nucleotides long. RefSeq lists its product as uncharacterized. The record is from RefSeq and is a predicted model, not a curated record. Bases 157 to 654 code for a protein of 165 amino acids. NCBI's taxonomy places the organism in Eukaryota, Fungi, Ascomycota, Eurotiomycetes, Eurotiales, Aspergillaceae. The transcript is spliced from 2 exons.
UCCCAACCCAUCCCGUCCAUAUACUAUUAUCUUCUACUACACUCCACCCUCCAGUAGUACCUCUCUUUCUACUACUUCCUCCAACCUCACUCACCAUCAAAACCAUAUAUACCACCGAGAAACAAAAAAAUACUAAUAAAAAAAAACACCACCAAAAUGCGCCUCUCCUCCCUCUUCCUCCUCCCCACCCUCCUAGCCACCACAGCCAUAUGCGCCCCCGAACCCAUCCCCAAUGUGAACCUCAACGACAACAACCUCGUCGCUCUCGCGCAAGCCUUAAAACCCUCCCUCCCCACACAAACUCAACCACCUCCCAACCUAGAGAGCGUAUCCCCGCCACCACACGCCGUCGUGCAUCAAGUCAUCACAGCCGUUCCUCCUACAGCGCUCGCGCAGCUCUUCGUUCCCGCGAAGCGUGUCGCCAUGGCGAGUGAGUUCAGCGCGGGCAAUACGCCCGAGUGGUAUAAGGCGCUGCCGACGGACGUGCAGAGUUACUUUGCUGAGGUGAAGAGGCAGAUUGCGGCGACCGGGGUGGGUGAGGCGAAGGCUGCGGAGGAGACGAAGUCAAGUGGUAGUAGUGUUUCUGCUGAGGUGAGUGGGUGGUUGGUUGGGUUGGUUGGUGCUGUUGCUGUUGUUGGGGGGGUUGUGGUUUAGGGUUUGGGGUUUGGAUUAGUAUGGGGUUACUGGGUAGGAUGGUCGGAG